This is a messenger RNA of Labrus bergylta (ballan wrasse), 1947 nucleotides long. It is a transcript of the gene cars2, whose product is annotated as cysteinyl-tRNA synthetase 2, mitochondrial. The record is from RefSeq and is a predicted model, not a curated record. Gene Ontology annotation, molecular function: cysteine-tRNA ligase activity; ATP binding. NCBI's taxonomy places the organism in Eukaryota, Metazoa, Chordata, Actinopteri, Labriformes, Labridae. Gene Ontology annotation, cellular component: cytoplasm. Gene Ontology annotation, biological process: cysteinyl-tRNA aminoacylation.
GCCUUAAACGUUAAAGACGAAGAAGAAUAACACCAGAAGAAGAAGAGGACAUGAAACACAUGAUAAGAUGAACUACAGGACGCUGUUUUUACAUCUUCUAAUGGUCAGACAGUCGAGAAGCUAACGGGUCACCAUGUGGAGUUACUCGGUGAGGUCGUUGCUAUGGAGAUCAAAGGUCCUCCGCGCAGCUCUGUGGGUCACAUCCAGACAGCACGGCUCCUCCUCCUGUGUCGGUGGGUCAGGUAGGAAGUGGAUCACACCUGCAGGGUUCGACUCGGGUUUGAAGACCUACAACAGCCUGACCAAACAGAAGGAGCCUCUCAUCCUGGCCCGGGAGGGAGUCGCCACCUGGUACAGCUGUGGACCAACCGUAUACGACCACGCCCACCUGGGCCAUGCAUGCUCUUACGUCAGGUUCGACGUCCUGCAGAGGAUCCUGUCCAGGUUGUUUGGAAUCACCGUCCUCCACGCCAUGGUCAUCACAGACAUCGACGACAAAAUCAUCAAGAGAAGCUGGGAGGAGAACGUUUCCCCAGCUGUCAUUUCCUCAAUGUUUGAGGAGGAAUUCAAGAAGGACAUGCUGUCGUUAAAGGUGAUUCCUCCUGCAGUGUACCUGAGAGUCACCGAGAACGUGCACCACAUCGUUGCCUUUAUUCAGCGGAUCAUCCAAAACGGACAUGCGUACACCACAAAAGAAGGGGAUGUGUUUUUUGACAUCCGGUCCAUCGGCGAUCGCUAUGGAAAGUUUGUGGGAGCUGUGGAGUCUCAGGGAGAAGCUGGCAGCGCAAACAAACGAGACUCGAGGGAUUUCGCUCUUUGGAAGCCGUCCAAACCUCAGGAGCCGUUCUGGGAAUCUCCGUGGGGCAGAGGUCGACCGGGCUGGCACAUCGAGUGCUCGACCAUCGCCAGCUCAGUGUUUGGGAGUCAGCUGGACGUCCACUCCGGAGGCAUCGACCUGGCGUUCCCUCACCACGAGAACGAGGUAGCUCAGAGCGAAGCCUAUCAUCAGUGUGAACAGUGGGCAAACUACUUCCUCCACUCGGGUCAUUUACACCUGAAAGGCAGCGCAGAGAAAAUGUCUAAGUCUUUAAAGAACUACGUCACCAUCAAGGAUUUCCUGCAGUCGUACUCGGCCAACGAGUUCCGGAUGCUUUGUCUUCUGACUAGAUACAGAUCAGCCAUCGACUACAGCGACAGCAGCAUGUCGGAGGCUCGCAGCUCUCUGGAAACCAUCACGACGUUCAUCCACGGCGCCCAGGCCUACAUGAAGGGUCAGCUGCAGUGUUCACCUGUACAGGAAGCCUCCCUGUGGGAAAGGUUGGCUGAGACUAAAUCCAGCGUGCUGAAAUCUCUGGCGGACGACUUCGACACGCCGAGAGCCGUCAGCGCCGUGAUGAAUCUGGUGUAUCACGGGAACCGCCAACUGCAGCCGGUUUCAAAGUCUGAUGGAGUCGUUCGGAGUCCUGGUUUUGCCGCCAUGAUCAGCUACAUCCGAGAUCUCCUGGACGUGUUUGGGAUCGACCUGCAGCACAGGAAGGAGUCGGACUCGGAGAGCGGCGGCGGCGGGAGUCUGGAGGCCGUCGUGGAGCAGCUGACUCGAUUCAGGAGUGAAGUCCGAGCGUUCGCCCUCACGCGUCAGGACGCUCCGACCGUCGGAUCCUCCAAAAAACCAGGACUUUACCCGGAUAGAAUCCCCCUCCUCAAAUCCUGCGACACCCUCAGAAACGACCUGGCUCCCCUCGGCGUGCUAAUAAAGGACCGAGGAGCAACAUCAACGUGGGAGAUCACGACGGGGAAACAGAGAGACGAUGAAGAGCACGACGCGUCCAGCUGAAAUCCACCUCUCACCUCAAAAACAGACUUUUCUCAAGACUCGAUGAAAACACAGAAACAAGGUGUAAAGACUCCUGACGCUCAAUUCUCUAAUAAACUUAAUUAAAAUUGACA